GUGUUAAUUUUAAAACGUACCUCGAGUGUGUAUUUCAACGCGCGCGCGUCUCACAAAAUGGCGUUCCGCAAUUCCUGCGCAGUGCGUGCGUGAGUCAGGAUUGAGGAAAAAACCAUUUUGGGACAGUGGUGUGUGUGUGAAGGAACAUCUCAGGUCGCAUUCCCUGAUGUCUCGCGGAUGCUGAAGCAUUCUUGCGUUUUUCACAUCAGUUUCGUGCGAAGAAUCUCGUGUUAAAGUGCAAUUUUAGUUUAAAAAUUUCGUUUUUUUCUUUGUGGUUUUGAGCACAAGAAAAUUCUCAUUUCCUAUUCCUUUUAACUUUCCAUCAGGACCUCUUCUUUUUUUUUCGUUGUUGUAUUUGAAACAUUUUUGGUGAUAGAAUUUUGCAAAAAUGACGGGUCGCCCAAGGAGAACACGUCUCUAUGAUUGCAAUUACAACAUUGGUCAGAGCUACUAUCGUCCUACAAUUGAUCAGCUUGACCGUAAACUCUACAGACGGUCAGAACCAGCUGGGGAUCACAUAUUGAAGCCCCGUACGGACAUUGAUGAUUUCUUUGAUCAGGAUUUGAAGACAGCACGACGUCGUGCUGAGAAAGUCAUUGCGGAGGAUGGAAUUUUCGAUUCGAAGAACCUUAAAUUGGGUAAGGCCUUGCCCACGGCUGAGGAUGACUUCAGUGAGGAGAUGCAGUCAACAUUGAGCCGAAUCCGUGCCAGCAAGAAACUCCUCACGGCUGGGGAUGAUGACAUUGAUGACACACUGGCCACAAUGAAGCGUCGCGCCAAGUUGGAUUUAGGGGAGAAGUUGCUGGAUUUGUCUGGGGAGGAUGAGGCAGUUGGUGGGACAAUUCGUCGUAGGGCGUUGAAAAUGGUCUCCAGGUCAGCAGUUGAUGAUAGCAACUACAAUGCGAGGGAUUUGACAAAAUGGACAGCCCUUGAGGAUGAUUCAGCGCAUUCAGCUGCAGCUCUGCGUGCGAAAGCAACCAAAGCUCGUCUUGCGGACAUUGAAUCGGAAAUGUUUGAUCGCUCAGAGAGGCAGGCAGCACGUGAAAGACGAGUGGCGAAUAUGAAGAAAGUUCUUGCUGAAAAUGACGAUGAAUUCACGCACUCGGCAAAAGCACUCACCCUAUCGUCAAAAGCUGAAAAGAAAGUUACUUUCUAGGACUUUUUUCUUUUCAUUGUGGGGGAGGAUUUCCUUCCCAGAAAAAAAAAGUUUAUUUGUUAUCCAAAAAAAUCGUGUGAAAAGAUUAAAAAAAACAAUCUCCUUCUAAAAAAUAAUAAAUAAAAGCUUCUGCGAAAUUGA
This is a messenger RNA of Lutzomyia longipalpis, 1297 nucleotides long. RefSeq lists its product as uncharacterized. The transcript has 4 exons. Bases 389 to 1156 code for a protein of 255 amino acids. Lineage: Eukaryota; Metazoa; Arthropoda; Insecta; Diptera; Psychodidae. The record is from RefSeq and is a predicted model, not a curated record.